Molecule: messenger RNA, 1428 nt
Organism: Striga asiatica
Lineage: Eukaryota; Viridiplantae; Streptophyta; Magnoliopsida; Lamiales; Orobanchaceae
Source: the annotation of a GenBank genome assembly
AUGAGAAAAACAGAGGUAAAAGGGACCUUCAUUCGCGAGCUGGCGAGAAAAGCGUUGUUUCGUGAGAAAAAUAUCUCGACCGAGCCCGUGGCCCACCGGAGCACCUGGUGGAGCCGAUCGGUUAAUCGGCGCGGUUCCUCGGAAAGCGUCUCGUUUGGUGACGCAGUAAACCGAGCGCCAGCCUCGAUUGUGCAUUCUGUAGCCCGUGACGACGUCUUCCGUAACCGACCCGUAAAUCCACCCGACCCGUUGGCCCCACUCGCCUCGGCCACGGUGGGCGCGUCGAGCGGGUCCCGCGGGACGGUUAGGGCGCCCGGCGGCCGCCCGUUUUUCACCGACGGGUGGUCGGCGAGCGGGCGUCCCCCAAACUCGGCCACCGGGAUCGAGUCGAUAAGGAGGCUCGAGUUUCCGAACAUUUUCGGGGCGAUCGAGAGGUUGCCGGAAAACGAGAACUCGUCGUCGUCCGAGAUCCUCAACGCCUUGUUCUCCUCGUCCGAGUUUCCGGCGGGCCCGGUUCGAGUUUUCUGGCGGCCGGAGAAGCACAUGGAGAGGAAACCCGGGCUGUGUUCUUUAGAGCGGGGCGGGUCGAACCCGUAUAGGGCGACCCGGCGGAAGAGGCAACCCCCCGUCGAGGGCCCGCAUGUUGCCGUCGAAGAAGACGGUGUUGCGGUUGGCGUAUCGGUCGGAAGGGUCGAUUCCUUCGAAGCGUUGGGGGAAUUGGACGUAGCAAAUGCGGUCUCCUCCGCGGUCCAUCAUGAAGCACAUGCCUUCGCGCAUGGCUUGCGAGUUAUAGAUGUAAUGGUCGCAAUCGAGGUUGAGGAUGAAAGGCCCGUUCGACAUGAUGGCCGAGGCCCGGACGAGGGCGUUCAUGGCUCCGGCUUUCUUGUUGUGGUCGUAGCCCGAGCGCUUCUCGCGGGACACGUAAACGAGCAUGGCAUGAUCGCCUUUCGAGUGAUCGGCCGACGGACUCAACCAAGUCCCGGGCCAAUGUGUCCCGUCAGCCAUCCAAGUCGCCUUCGUAAUCUUCACCGCCUCCUCAAUCGGCUCAUCCUCUUUUAUCUGCCGCCUUUGUUCCUUCAUUGCCCUAAGCUCCUCUCUCGCAUGAUUAAAAUAGCUCUCGGGAUUCCUCGGCUCGAUUCCGUGCUUGCGGCAGAACGGGACCCACAGGUUCGCGAAGCUGGCGGCCUCUGCCAUGGCCUCAAAUGUCAAAAGAUAAUCGGCUGCCAGUAUGGAAAGUAUGGUGUUGGCUGUGACGAGUGGGGGCUCCUUUUCGGGAUCGGCUGUCGAGACAAACACGUCUAUGCCCGGGAGAUCGGAUUUUCCGGAGGGGUUGUUUGGGGUUGGGGUCUCGAAUUUUUCCUUGAGUACGUUGAGGUCAGUGGCACGGUUUACGGGGCAGAGUUUUGGGAGCUGAUCGAGUAUCCAUGA